AUGGAUACGCAGCAGCAGCAGCAGAGAGCGGACGCGGAGCAGCUCCAGGAGCUCUUCCGCACGGCGUACGCGCGCUUCCUGUCGCAGGGGCUGGAGCCCAACGACGCCGACGUCAAGAUGGAGGACGCGUCGCGUCAACAGCAGCAGCAGCAGCAGGAGGAGGAGGACGUCGAGAUGGAGACGCUCAAGGAGGUGCCGCCCGCCUCGACCUCCACUCCUGCGUCUGCCUCUGCUCCUGCUGUCCCAAUGGGGACGCAGCUGGAGAACGCGCUGAAGCUCGCGACGGAGACGAGCGACUACCGCGUAGUGAAGAGGCUCGUGUACCAGACGCAGUGGUGGGGCAUCGAGCGCGAUCAGAUGGGGCGGGUGUUUGCGCUGCUGGACGCUGCGAUGAGUGGGAGUGACCAGGAGGCGAUGCAAAACACAUUCCGGAACGCCCUGGAGAUGCUGGUGACGCAGCCCUGGAACGUCUGCUCGACGUGGCACGCGCCCCGCGCGCUGCGGUUCUUCUUGGUGCUGUUCGAGCACCCGUCGAUGUUUGACCCAGACUAUUUGAACGUGGUGGGCGGGCUCUGCAGACUGUUAUACUACCUCCCGGAAGAUGCCAAGGCUCUGGUGCGGGCCCAAUGGAUGGAGUUCUUCUCGGCUGAUGAGCUGCACCGGCUUAUGGACAUCCUGCAGCAAGCCAUCACAGUCUGUCUCUACGGCUCGCGUAAGAUGGAUCUGGUGUAUGCUGCCUGUGGUGUGCUGGCAGAGCUCCAUGUUGUGAACCGAGAACGUGCAAACGGCCACGAGCCGUUCGCCACGUACGACGAGUUCUACAACGACGCUGUGAACUCAGAGGUGGACAUCGUGCAGGACUACUCGCACUCCAUCAUCUUCUGGAAAAAACGUCACGCUGCCACACGAGCCGUUCGACGGCUGGAACGAGAGGAGCUGCGACGUCGCCGGCAACAAGAUGGAGACGAAGACGACACUGAACGUGAGCGUGAGGAGCAGCGCAGAGAGCAGGAGGAGGCUGAACGCGACGCUGAGCCCAUGCCGGAGCGCAUGCUCUCGGAAAUGUCCUUUUGCGACUUUCCGUUUGUGCUAGAUGCGGCCUCCAAGAGCAAGGUACUACAGAUUGACUCGGACCUUGAACAGCGUGCACGAGCCCAGGACGCAGUUUUGUCAUCUCGCUCCAUGUUGGCGAUGGAAAGUGCACCAUCGCCAUAUUUGGUGCUGAAGGUUCGACGCGAUAACAUUGUGGAGGACGCGAUGCAGCAGUUGGUGCACUUGUCGUCGUCGGCGGAGACGCUGAAAAAGCCGCUCAAGGUCAAGUUUGUCGGUGAGGAAGGCAUCGAUGAGGGCGGCGUGCAGAAGGAGUUCUUCCAGAUCGUCAUUCGGCAACUAUUGAACCCGGCUUAUGGCAUGUUCACGUACGACGAGGAGACGCGCACGUUGUGGUUCAAUAGCGAUUCAUUGGAGGCUACGAUGGAGUUCGAGCUGAUUGGCACACUGCUGGCUCUAGCCAUCUACAACGCUGUCAUUCUGGAUGUAAGCUUUCCCCACAUCGUGUACAAGAAGCUGAUGGGGUGCUCACUGGGACUGGAGGAUCUUGAGCUCGCUCUGCCGGAUCUUGGUCGCGGUCUGCGGCAGUUGUUGAACUUCCAGGGCGAUGUCGAAGGCGUCUAUCAGCGCAACUUCGAGUACUCGUACGAAGUGUUCGGCGAGGUGAAGACGGUGGAGCUGAAGCCCGGAGGCAGCUUGAUUCCAGUGACGAAUGCGAACCGGGAGGAAUAUGUAUCGCUCUACGUGGAUUACGUGCUGAGCAAGUCGGUGUCUCGGCAAUACGCCGCUUUCCACCGCGGCUUCCACCAGGUCUGCAAUCGCGAGGUGUUGAGUAUGUUCCGGUGGGAGGAGCUGCAGCUGCUGAUCUGCGGCAGCAGCGACCUGGACUUCGAGGCGCUCGAGGAGGCCACACACUACGAGGACGGGUUCACAAAAGACAGCACCAUCAUCCGGGACUUCUGGAUCAUUGUGCACGCGCUCCCGCUGGAGGACAAGAAGAAGCUGCUGCGGUUUGCAACAGGCAGCGACCGCGUGCCCAUCCGCGGGCUCUCGAACCUCGUGUUUGUCAUCUCUCGCAACGGGCCGGACUCGGACCGCCUCCCCACAGCGCACACCUGCUUCAACCACCUGCUGCUGCCCGAGUACAGCAGCCGCGACAAGCUCCAGGAGCGUCUCCUGUUGGCCAUCAGCCAGGCCGAAGGCUUUGGCCUGCGCUAA
Messenger RNA from Phytophthora sojae, 2268 nucleotides. RefSeq lists its product as hypothetical. Gene Ontology annotation, molecular function: ubiquitin protein ligase activity. The transcript has 6 exons. The coding region runs from base 1 to 2268 and encodes 755 amino acids. The record is from RefSeq and is a predicted model, not a curated record. Gene Ontology annotation, biological process: protein polyubiquitination. Lineage: Eukaryota; Oomycota; Peronosporomycetes; Peronosporales; Peronosporaceae.